AUGGCAUUAAAUAAUAACGUUGGCGCUUCGGCGAUAUUUUAUUUAUAUGCAACAAGUACAACGAUUGUUCUAUUGGUGACACUUGGAGCCGGAACGACAGCAACGGCAACAGCAACAGCAACGGCCACCGUCGCAUCAACAACACCAGCAGCAGCGACAGUCAUUGUGGCAUCCAUAUCACCCGGGCACACAGCAGCGAAUGCAUCACCAAACAUGCAUAAUUCAACCGAGAUGCAAGCGAAUGCACUAACUAACGAAGAGAAAAGCAAUAACCUUAACCAUUUCGAAAAGAACAAUCGCAACGAUAGCAUAAUGACAUUAUCACCUUCAUUGUCGACACCAUCGAGGGAUUGGAAUAACGACAACCAACAAAAUUCAAACAAUGAACACCAACUGCACCAGUUACACCAACAACAACGGAACGAACAGCGGUCCCAUCAUUCGGAUCAGCAUUCAUUUGAAAUGGAAAAUUCGAGAAAAUAUUUACAUUUAGAUGAGCAUAAUUUUGUGGCGACAACGCCAAAGAUUCAGACCACAAAAUUACCGAACAGAUACGAACAAGGACUGGAGGACUAUGAAGAAGCGGUGGCUCGCGUUGACAAAAUCAAAGAGAAACAACAAGACGAACAACAGGCGUACGGUUUAAAUGGGCUGCAAAAGGUGCUGACGCUGAUCGAGACGGCCAGCGAUGUUUGGAAUAAAGUGUCGACAGAAUUCGAACAAAAGCAAUCAACAAUCACCGAUAAAUCGAAUGAUAGGCCAACAAAUGAUGUCGAUAGCAACGACGACAAAAGCGAGGUUAGUUCAACGGAUGUCGCCGAAGGCCGGUAUAUCAAAGGUGAUCCAUUAAAAGGCUAUUAUGAUUUUAUUAUUACGGAAGGAUCGUAUAAAUUUUGGGCUGGAUUCCAGCUUUUUACGGCCGGUUUGAUGAUUUAUUCCACGUUUGCUGCGAUUUAUUACUCGAAAGUUAAUCCAGUCGUCGGCGAUUAUGAUUAUACAUCUUAUUUGGGUGGGGCACGUUCGAUGGCUGACGAUCCGGAGCCAUUGCCAUCAUCAACAUCAACAUCAUCGACUAUUUCGGAGUUGGCCAACAGUUACAUCUUUCAAACGGCUGCCCAUGGAUUUCAGUUCGUUCUUGAUGCCAUCGAGAAAAUACCGAAAACAUAA
Molecule: messenger RNA, 1167 nt
Organism: Sitodiplosis mosellana (orange wheat blossom midge)
Lineage: Eukaryota; Metazoa; Arthropoda; Insecta; Diptera; Cecidomyiidae
Exons: 4
Coding region: 1-1167 (388 amino acids)
Source: RefSeq, a predicted model, not a curated record